UUAAAAGUAAAGCUGGCCCAGGAGCGUUUGGCGCGAAGUUGGCUCAGCCGAGCUACUUGCGUCGGCGCUGCCUCGUACGUAGUCCGUUCCUGUUCCCUCCUCAGAGGCUUUUAGUCCUCGCUUCGUUAUUUUACCAUUGCGCCUGAUAUCUCUUCACGGAGUACGCCAUGGUUCCCAAGAAAUGCGCAGGAACCCAGAAGUCCCUCGACGUUGCGCGGUUCCUCAAGAGCAAAAGCCUCAGAAGUCUUCAGGAGCUGGAGCCCGAAGCCAAGAAGCUGUGUGCGCAGGGUCUCGGUACGGCCUGCGCUGUUUGCCUUCGUCUUCCGGUGGUUCAAGUAUCCAGCAGGAAAUGUGAGUCAUGCUGCCUUUUGCCAGUGUUGCCCCCGCCACAGAGUAGCAGCAUCAUCAGGGAUCUUUACCAGCAGAAGUUAGGCAAAGUCACUUGGUCAUCACUACAGCAGGGUCUCCAAAAGUCCUUUUUGCACUCUCUGGCUUCUUACCGGGUAUUCCAAAAAGCUGCCCCCUUUGACAGAAGGACUACAUCGUUGGCAUGGCACCCCACUCAUCCCAGUACCGUGGCUGUGGGCUCCAAAGGGGGGGAUGUCAUGAUCUGGAACUUUGGCAUAAAGGACAAACCUAUCUUCAUUAAAGGGAUGGGAGCUGGAGGAAGCAUCACUGGGCUGAAGUUUAACCAUCUUAAUUCGAACCAAUUUUUUGCUUCCUCAAUGGAGGGAACAACGAGGCUGCAGGAUUUUACAGGCAACACUCUGCAAGUUUAUACCAGGUCAAACUGUUGCAAGGUCUGGUUUUGCAGCCUUGAUGUUUCUGCCAAGAGCCGAGUGGUGGUCACAGGAGACAAUAUGGGACGUGUGAUCCUGCUGAACACAGAUGGCAAGGAGCUUUGGAAUCUCAGAAUGCACAAAAAGAAAGUAGCCCACGUGGCCCUGAAUCCCUGCUGUGAUUGGCUUCUUGCCACAGCCUCCAUAGAUCAAACAGUGAAAAUCUGGGACCUGCGCCAAAUCAAAGGGAAAACCAGCUUCCUCUACUCACUGCCUCACAGGCAUCCCGUCAAUGCAGCCUGUUUUAGCCUGGAUGGAGCCCGGCUCCUGACUACUGACCAGAACAGUGAGAUUCGGGUUUACUCUGCCUCCCAGUGGGACAGCCCCCUGAGCCUGAUCUCCCACCCGCAUCGUCAUUUUCAGCACCUUACACCCAUCAAGGCAUCCUGGCAUCCGAGGCACAACCUCAUCGUUGUGGGCCGAUACCCAGACCCUAAUUUCAAAAGUUGUGUUCCCUAUGAACUAAGGACAAUAGAUGUGUUUGAUGGAGACUCGGGGAAGAUGAUGUGUCAGCUCUAUGAUCCAGGAUAUUCUGGUAUCACUUCGCUCAAUGAGUUCAAUCCUAUGGGGGACACACUGGCCACUGCCAUGGGUUAUCAUAUUCUCAUUUGGAACCAAGAGGAAGCCAGGUCACAUAAAUAUCACAAAAGACAAUGAAGAGGGUAUGAGACAGCAACACCUGGACCCCACAAGUGGGAAGACGCUCUGUGAGAAGAGGC
This is a messenger RNA of Chionomys nivalis (European snow vole), 1558 nucleotides long. RefSeq names its product damage specific DNA binding protein 2 (gene Ddb2). NCBI's taxonomy places the organism in Eukaryota, Metazoa, Chordata, Mammalia, Rodentia, Cricetidae. Bases 168 to 1496 code for a protein of 442 amino acids. The transcript has 10 exons. The record is from RefSeq and is a predicted model, not a curated record. Gene Ontology annotation, cellular component: nucleus; Cul4-RING E3 ubiquitin ligase complex. Gene Ontology annotation, biological process: DNA repair; response to UV. Gene Ontology annotation, molecular function: protein binding; damaged DNA binding.